Messenger RNA from Drosophila sechellia, 1394 nucleotides. Its product is annotated as cytochrome b561 domain-containing protein 2. Gene Ontology annotation, molecular function: transmembrane monodehydroascorbate reductase activity. The transcript is spliced from 3 exons. The record is from RefSeq and is a predicted model, not a curated record. Lineage: Eukaryota; Metazoa; Arthropoda; Insecta; Diptera; Drosophilidae. The coding region runs from base 227 to 1036 and encodes 269 amino acids.
AUUGAGCGUAUCGUAUCGGGCGAAUUCUAAAACUUUAAUUGCUGUCGUAGCUUGAGCACACGCCUGCUUUUGCCCAAUGAUAAAUAAUUUGCCGCAAUUUGUCUGUGAAAAGUGGCAGGCAGUAUUAUCAGUCGACAAAUGUAUGAAUGUUAACACGAAAAUAACAUUAUUCCAGAGCGCACUGAUAAAGGCCGGCAAGUAAAAAACUGAAAACUGAAACUACACAAUGUCCGAGAGUCAGCAGCCAGUGCUUAGUAGAACUCAGACAUCCGCCGACUACGGCAGCACGAUCCGGACGGAAUCGCCACGCCGACCCACAUUUAUUCCGAUUGAAUAUCCGCGUCGCUAUUCGAAAAUGGCCCACGGCACCCUGUCCGGCCACGAGGCCCAGAAUCGCCUCCAGAGACUGGAGUACUUCCUCAACGUUCUCAACCAGAUGUGCAUUGGAUUUAUCACCAUCUACAUUUCCUACCUGACGCUGCGAACGGGGCUCUCGGGCACGGGUCUGCAUGCCUGGCUGGUGACCAUCGGGUUCUCCUUCUUCAUGGCCGAGGGCGUCAUGAUCCACUACGGCGGCAACGUGCUGACAAAUGGAUACAAGCGCCAGACGAAGACCACCAUCCACUGGGUGCUCCUCACUUUGGGAGGCGGUUGCGGGGCAUCUGGUGCCCUUAUCAAGAUGAUUCAAAAGGGCUUUUUGCUGCAAUCGACACAUGGGAGACUGGGGAUGACCGCCUUCGUACUGUGCAUUCUGGCCAUGUCCUCCGGCCUGGCGGCACUUUUCUCCGGCCGCAUCAAGAAGCUAAUCACGCCACUGCUGAACAAGACGUUCCACAACUUCCUGGGAUUCGCGUGCUUUGUGAUCGCACUGGUGACCCAGUACUAUGGCUACCAGACGGGCUACUUUAAGAGCCGCAGCGAGACGGAUUUCCAAAUCCUGAUGAAGUGCCUCACCCUCAUAUCGUUGGUCCUGUCGAGCUACGGACCGAUGAAGGCACUCUAUCAGAAAUGCAAAAAUAUAUCCCAACAGUUUUAGAUAGGAUGAAAAGAAUCACUCGAAUGUACGUAGAUAAAUAAAUGUAAUUUUUUCUAAAACCCCAUUUUUUCAUCCUAUCCAACUAUACCUAGAACAACUCACAAUUUUAUACCUGAAUAUUUGUAUAACGUGCAAUCCAUAAACAUGACUAAGUAUUUUAACAAUGCCUCAUUAGGGAAACCCCGGUUAACCAGCGGUCAGACUUUCAAUUUGGUUAAAUUUAAGUUGAACCACUCACUCAAAAAGCCAGCAUUUGAAUUAAUCAAUCAAAAUGAUGAUCACCUGAUAAUUAUAGUUAUACAAUUAUACAUUUUCCUAUAACAUAAAAAAUCAUUAAAAAAUCCAAAACCUGCCCGGA